AUGACUGUCAAAACUAGCAUUAAAUCUGGAGCUCAUCCCAACUAUUCUGCUAUGGUCAAGCAGGCCCUCACCACAUGCAAGGGGUUCCAGAAAAUGAGUCGCCAGGCCAUACUCAGCUUCAUUAAGCAAAACUUUGGUGUCGAGAACAAGGCUGCUUUGAACAAGGCUCUCAAAGCUCUCGUAGAUUCUGGCCAUGUCUCUCAAGCGAAGGCGUCAUACAAGCUUGCUGCUGGGCAGAGGGUUGCCGCGAAGAAACCCGCGGUUGCGAAGAAAUCCAAACCAACAACUUUGAAAAAGAAGGCUUCCACGAAGAAAGCCUCUACUAAAAAGACCACCACGAAGAAGACCACCACGAAGAAGACCACCACGAAGAAGACCACCACGAAGAAGACCGCUAGAAAGCCGGCCGCUCCGAAGACGAAAAAAACCGCAGGCACCAAGAAGGCUUCUAUCCGUUCGAAGGCAUCCGCGAAGAAGCCGGCGUCCAAGAAAAUCAAGAAGGCGGCGACGAAGAAGCCUGCUGCCAAGCGGUCGGCGAAGUAA
Perkinsus marinus ATCC 50983 is the source of this 543-nucleotide messenger RNA. Its product is annotated as knob-associated histidine-rich protein, putative. The record is from RefSeq and is a predicted model, not a curated record. Gene Ontology annotation, cellular component: nucleosome. The transcript has a single exon. Gene Ontology annotation, molecular function: DNA binding; structural constituent of chromatin. Gene Ontology annotation, biological process: nucleosome assembly. Bases 1 to 543 code for a protein of 180 amino acids. Lineage: Eukaryota; Perkinsozoa; Perkinsida; Perkinsidae.